Messenger RNA from Onychostoma macrolepis, 1002 nucleotides. RefSeq lists its product as uncharacterized. Lineage: Eukaryota; Metazoa; Chordata; Actinopteri; Cypriniformes; Cyprinidae. The record is from RefSeq and is a predicted model, not a curated record. Bases 1 to 1002 code for a protein of 333 amino acids. The transcript has 4 exons.
AUGAAGGAACGCCAUAAAAACCCCAUGGCACCAGAUCAGACUGAAGAUCUCCGAAAGGAAGUGGAACAACUGAGGAAACAGGUGGAAGAACUGUCUGUCCGUCACAGAUUUUGCUUGGGCAGAUUUGCUGCAUCAGACGAUGACAUACGGUUCUACACUAGGUUUGUGACGUACAAUCACUUGAUGGCGUUCUGGAGACUCAUUGAACCUGCAUCCCACAACAUGGUUCGUGUGACCAGAGCAAGGGCAGCUACAACUAGGAGUGAAGGUGGAGCAUCAGGCAAUGCAUCUGGUCAAUGCCUGCAGCCCAUAGAUGAGUUUUUUCUCUUCAUGGUUCAUCUCUCAGUUGGUCUGACACAAAGGGAUCUGGCUCACAGAUUUGAUAUUCAUCAGUCCACCGUGAGUCGAAUUAUAACAACCUGGGCAAAUUUUCUUUAUACCGUUCUUGGAUCAGUGCGCAUCUGGAUGUCUAAGGAGGUGGUCAAGGCUCACAUGCCAAAGGAGUUCCAGGACUAUCCAGACACACAAGUGGUGAUCGACUGCACAGAGCUGCGGUGCCAAACUCCAUCCUCUCUCCUGCUUCAAAGUGAAGUGUUCUCCUCUUAUAAAUCCCACUGCACCUUCAAGGGGUUAAUUGGCAUGGCACCACAUGGCGCAGUCACCUUUGUGUCAUCCCUGUAUGCAGGAUCCAUCAGUGACAAGGAGCUUCUCAAGCAGUCUGGGAUUGUGUCUCUGCUGAAACCUGACAUGGCUAUUAUGGUCGACAAAGGUUUUCUCGUGGACGACUGUGUGCCAUGCAAAGUCUACAGACCUGCUUACCUGUCAAAAAGAGAACAGAUGUCGGCUGAUGAGGUAAAGGAAACUCAAUCCAUUGCUCGACUGAGGGUCCAUGUUGAGCGUCUCAUCCGCAGGGUGAAACAACACAAGCUGUUUGAUACAGUCAUCCUCUUUCCAUCACAGGGAGCAUCAACCAGCUAUACACUGUUGUUUGCCUCCUUGUGA